Messenger RNA from Hippocampus zosterae (dwarf seahorse), 1019 nucleotides. Its product is annotated as serum response factor-like. Bases 1 to 948 code for a protein of 315 amino acids. Lineage: Eukaryota; Metazoa; Chordata; Actinopteri; Syngnathiformes; Syngnathidae. The transcript is spliced from 5 exons. Gene Ontology annotation, molecular function: DNA-binding transcription factor activity, RNA polymerase II-specific; protein dimerization activity; serum response element binding. The record is from RefSeq and is a predicted model, not a curated record. Gene Ontology annotation, biological process: positive regulation of transcription by RNA polymerase II.
AUGGGCACGAGGAGCGGAAGCGGAUCGCCGUCGCCUCCGGGCAACGUAGCCGCCGCCGCCGAGCCGGACGCGGGCCGCUUCGACGCCACCGUGGUGCUCGACAGCGGCUCCGAAGACUCCGACUCGGCAGACGACGAGGACCCGGCCCGCGCGUCUCCCGGCGGCGGCAGUCGGGGCGUCAAGCGGGAGAGGGACGAGCGGGCGCCGCUCGGCCGGCCGCCCCCCGGCGCGCCGGAGGCCAAGGCCGGCAAGAAGACUCGCGGCAGGGUCAAGAUCAAGAUGGCCUUCAUCGACAACAAACUCAGGAGGUACACGACGUUCAGCAAGAGGAAGACGGGCAUCAUGAAGAAGGCGUACGAGCUGUCGACGCUGACGGGCACGCAGGUUCUGCUCCUGGUGGCCAGCGAGACGGGUCACGUGUACACGUUUGCCACGCGCAAGCUUCAGCCCAUGAUCACGUCGGAGACGGGCAAGGCGCUCAUCCAGACGUGCCUCAACUCGCCCGACUCGCCGCCGCGCUCGGACCCCUCGUGCGACCAGAGGAUGAGCGCCGCCGGCUUCCAGGAGACCGACCUCACCUAUCAAGUGAGCGAGGCGGCCGACGCCCGCCCCGACGCCGCCAAGGACCUCAACAAAGUGGUCGCGAGCGCUUUGGGCACGCCGCCCGCUUCGUCCUCGCAGACGGCCGCCGCCGGGCCGCCGCUGGAGUCGUCGGCGGGCGUGCUCUUUCCCGCCGGGUUCGCCCUGAUGUCAGGGGGCGGAGUCUCACCGGUGCCGUCAGUGCCCGUCCCUCAGGUCUUCCUGGCGUCCCUUCCGCCCGUCGCCGCCCAGAUCCCCGUCUCCGCCGUGCAGCUGCACCCGAUGAUGUUGAGCCAGCAGAACGGCGGAGGCGGAGCUACCCUGACAGAGCUUCAACUCGUCAGUCUGGACGCGCCGCAGGCCGACUGACGCUCGACAAGUUCGCCCCACCCCCUCUGAGCGUUCAAUUUGUUUCAACGGAUUAAAAUGUACUUUUUUUU